AUGGCUGUAGACAACUUCUCCUACAGGGACAGCAUACGAGCUGCUCUUGCCUCGUGCAUACCAUGUUUCAGCAGCACAGUGCCUGUCGACUCCAAUGAUAACACCCGCAGCGACGUCAGAUCCCACAGGUCGCCGUCAAACGAGCUCGAGGGGCUCUUGCGCGACACAGACACAGAAGCAGAAACGCUCUCCCUACACUCAAACAUUGGAGCGGGGCGGAGAAAACCACGAAAACGCCCUGCAUUCUCGCUCACUCUCUUUGGAUACACAUUAUUCGGCCGCCCGCCGAUUUACCUUUCGGACGAUGAAGACGAACGGGGGUGGAGGGGGAGAGCACUCGGCACCCCAUCUUCGUCUACGCUGGACUCGGACGCGGCACCACUAGACUCGUCAGUUAUUGCUCGCCUGUCAUCUCCAGACCGUGCAGAAGCUGAGCAACAGAGGCGGGAGGAGGAAGCACGGCAGAAAGCAGAGAGGAAGGCACGGCGCAGGGAGCGGAGGGAACGCGAGCGCAUGUCUGCUCUGCUCUCGCUAAACGGUGGCUCUCUUGCUGAAGGCGAUGAUUUUGAGGGGUUCCAAGGCAGUGGAGAAGCCCCAGUAUCCUCGCUGCCAGCCCCUGAUUUUGGGUUGUUUGUACGGGCGCAAGAAGAACUGUCAGCCAUAAGCGGGAAGGGAGAAGGCUCAGAGGACGCUGAUGAUGCAGACCUCGGCGGGGAGUUGUACACCCGCAAGAAACGCCAAUCUGCUGUUUGGAGUGGUUCGGGUUCAGAUUCUCGCUCUCGGACUUCUGCUUCGAUCUCCAACGGAGAUCCAACUCUAUAUUACAACCAUCACCAACACGCACAAGCUGUCCCAUCUUCCUAUCCACACACCCAGAUGCACCUGCCAAAACCAGCAAAAAAGUCAAAGCACCACGCGUCAAAACGCUUCUCGCCUCUCUCGUCUUCGACAGCAUCACAAUCCACGGCACCAUAUACUCCCACUCAGUCUGUAUCUGCGUCUCCAGCUGUCACUACAUUACCUAUACCCCAAGAGCGCAUGGAGCGCGUCAUCGAGGGAGAGAAUGCACGGGGGUUUCCGAGCGUUGGGCUUUCGGGAGCAAGAGGGAAAACGAAAGACAUGGGCGCGUUCCUCGCGAGUCGGGAGGCUGCUCAGCCGUGA
This is a messenger RNA of Suillus paluster, 1161 nucleotides long. RefSeq lists its product as uncharacterized. The record is from RefSeq and is a predicted model, not a curated record. Bases 1 to 1161 code for a protein of 386 amino acids. The transcript has a single exon. Lineage: Eukaryota; Fungi; Basidiomycota; Agaricomycetes; Boletales; Suillaceae.